AUGGCCAUCCAGACUUCUAUCCUCACCAUCGUCCUGCUGGUCAUCAUCCCGCUCUAUAUCAUCUACAAACCGCCGAAAUUCGUAAUCGGCUACUUUGCCAGGAGCUUUCCCGAGGUCUUGUUUCAGGUGGACACCACCAAGAAGAUUGUGGCCCUGACUAUUGACGAUGCGCCAAGUCCAUAUACGCGGCCAAUCUUGGACAGCUUGAAGGCCAAUGAUGCGACUGCUACCUUCUUUGUCAUUGGGAACCAAGUGCCCGGGAAUGAAGAUAUUCUCAAGGACAUCCUCGCGUCUGGAAGCGAACUGGGAAACCAUGCUAUGCACGACGAGCCGAGCAUCUCACUGCCAAGCGAAGAGCUGCAAGCCCAGAUCAAGCAAGUUGAUGGAUACAUUGACAAGGCUUACGAAGGUCUCGACUACCAACGCUCCACCUACCACUUCCGCCCCGGCUCUGGAAUCUUCAGUCGAAGGAUCUUGGACGUCGCGAUCAGAGCAGGAUACAGGACCAUUCUGGGUAGCAUAUAUCCACACGACCCGUUCAUCGGCGUGUGGUGGAUCAAUGCAUACCAUAUCUUGAGUAUGCUCAGACCCGGCGCAGUCAUCAUCUGCCACGACCGUCGGUCUUGGACCGUUCCAAUGCUGAAUAAGGUCCUUCCGAGAAUGAAGAAGAAAGGCUAUGAGGUGGUUUCCGUGUCAAGAUUUCUGGAAAUGACAAAGAUUUGA
This is a messenger RNA of Lecanosticta acicola, 723 nucleotides long. Lineage: Eukaryota; Fungi; Ascomycota; Dothideomycetes; Mycosphaerellales; Mycosphaerellaceae. The record is from the annotation of a GenBank genome assembly.